GAGACUAAAAGAACUCAGAGCAGCACUGAACAAGCCAGCAGAGCCGUCCACUCACCCCUACAGUCUCCACAGACAAAGUCCAUGAAAGCAUUGGCCAUUGGCUCCCACUGGUUUCUGCUCCAAAUUCACACACUCCCUCCUAUCACCAAAGCCACCUGCCACCACUGGCCUCCUGCAUGCUGUGGGAGGAGAGCAGGGCAGACGACGUUGCCUCCCCUGACUCCAGUGGCGCGGGUUUGUGAGUCCAUGGGGCGCAGAUGUCCAGGGAACCAUCUGACGCAGCGUGAGGGCAAGGUGAUGCAGUGGCAUCCCCCCUUGAGAUGAGAGAAAGCUGUUCUGGGCUUCCAGUGAUUGGCAGCUGAGGUCAUUCCUUUGCCCCCACCCCCACCCCAAGGCUGUACCAGUGCCCCAAGUUCACCUCAAGGAUCACUGCAUAGCAGAAGUGAGUUUUACUUAGGUUGAGACACUCACAUAUAGGGAAUGCAGAAUAAAUCCCAUCCCUUCCUCAGCCAGCAGGGGCAAGGCCCCGAGAAGGAAGACAUCGCGUGGGGACAGACCAACCUCAGGGGCCUCUCACAGGGCCCUCCCCAUCAUCACUCACCUCUCUAUUCAGCAAACACUCAAUGAGACAACCGUGGACCCUAGGGAUGCAACGGUGAAGGAGACGCAGCCCUUUAACACCUGGCAGGGCAGAGACACUUCAACAGCCAUUGCCAGCCCCAGUGAACAGUGUGAUGGUAGGGAAACCCAGCA
This is a messenger RNA of Macaca mulatta (Rhesus monkey), 753 nucleotides long. The record is from RefSeq and is a predicted model, not a curated record. Lineage: Eukaryota; Metazoa; Chordata; Mammalia; Primates; Cercopithecidae.